AUGCCCACUGUGGGUGGAGCCCCGGUCGAACUCAAUGUCUACGAUCUUCAGCACCCCGACAAUCCGGACGCCGUGCCCACCAUUAACUGGUAUCUCUACGGCGUCGGCAUGGGGCUUUAUCACUCGGGCGUCUCCAUUUACGGCACUGAGUAUUGCUACGGCGGACACGCGGAUGACGACACAGGCGUCUUUGAGGUCGUCCCGCGGAAGGCCCCCGAUGCGAAGUUUAGGCAGACAGUCUUUGUAGGGAGGACCAGUCUUAACCCGCAGCAGGUGUCAGAGCUUGUCAAGGCCAUGGCCCACGUGUGGAGUGGCAACUCGUAUAACUUAUUAACGAGGUAA
This is a messenger RNA of Chondrus crispus (carragheen), 342 nucleotides long. RefSeq lists its product as hypothetical. NCBI's taxonomy places the organism in Eukaryota, Rhodophyta, Florideophyceae, Gigartinales, Gigartinaceae. The transcript has a single exon. Gene Ontology annotation, biological process: protein deubiquitination. Gene Ontology annotation, molecular function: deubiquitinase activity. The record is from RefSeq and is a predicted model, not a curated record. Bases 1 to 342 code for a protein of 113 amino acids.